Molecule: messenger RNA, 1497 nt
Organism: Nematostella vectensis (starlet sea anemone)
Lineage: Eukaryota; Metazoa; Cnidaria; Anthozoa; Actiniaria; Edwardsiidae
Product: mitochondrial fission regulator 1
Exons: 7
Coding region: 98-1240 (380 amino acids)
Biological process (GO): aerobic respiration; mitochondrial fission
Cellular component (GO): mitochondrion
Source: RefSeq, a predicted model, not a curated record
GACCAUCGAAGCACCCCCAACGUGAGGAAAACAACUCAGCGAGUAUUUACCAGCUCAAAUGUUAUAGUUAAUUUAUGGUUCUCUCGCAUCAAUUAUCAUGGAGGUUGUAGUAGAAAUAAUAAGGUUAAUAUUAUCAGAUUAUUUCGGAUGGAACGAAGAAGAAAUUGCUGAGUUGUGGCGCAGACAGCAUGGUCGAAAUGGCAGUAUUGUUCGAAGGAUUGGUAGUGGUAUUGAGCAACGACCGAUAUUUUUUACUAAGAGAAGUAUCGUUCGAGAGAUCGGUAGUAGACUCCCUUUGAGACCUGUUAAACGACCACAUUUCCACCAGAUUACUGGCCCCUCAAGCCAAACAGUGCCUGGUGGUACUGAAUGCGGUGACAUGACAAUGCAGUCAUUCUCAGAUGCCGGCUGGAUUAUGGGACCAUCUUACUAUGAUGGUGAAGCAAGUACCUGUACCACGCCCGAUCUCACCUUUGGCGACCACACCAUGGAAAUGGAUGAGUUACUCUCAUUGGAUGAGGGUUCCGAUGAGGAACUGGAGGCAAUUUGCACUAAUGACAACCAGGAAUCCACAUUGAUGAAGGAAGAUAAAACUAUGGACAAUUCAGUUGCUAUACAGAAGAUAUCUGCUCUUGAGGAGGAAUUGAAUAGAUUAAGACUUCAGAUUGCAUCCCUUGUUGCUAAUCCUCCAAGCACCCCUGCCCCUACCCCUGCGCCCCUUAGUUCCACACCCUGCACACCUUUUGCACCUCCACCACCACCACCCCCGCCACCACCACCUGCACCUGGUAGCACGUCUGUCAAGUCUGUUGUCGACAUCAUCAAAGAGAAACGCUCCCGCAGGAUGACUGUCACAGGAUCAGCUGAUCUGCCAGCUAAUGGCCCCAACAUGUCUGAUGUUCUGAAAGGGCUUGGUUCUGUGAAACUCAGAUCUGUGCAAAGAUCUCCAGGCGGUACCCCUUUGAGAACAAAACCUCUUCCCACAGAGGGCACUGACCCUGCUUCAAUCAUCGCACAAGCACUCAAGAAAAAGUUUGCACACAGAAGAAGACUAAGUGAUGCUAACUCUCCUGCCAAUUCGCCAGGAGCUGACAAAGAGAACUCCUCAUCUUUUAGCCCAUCACCUCAAAAGCCAUUUGGCCCUCACCUCUUGAAACCAAGUAAAGCAAGAAGACUUUCUGGUGGAAAAGACUUCAGUAGAAGAUCUCAGUCAAGUCCUCUGGUUGAUGUCAAUGUUUAAUCAACAAUACUAUUUCUAUACGAUACCAACUAGACAAUGAAGAUUGAAUUCGAAUGAGCUAUAAAUGUAAUGGGGGUUGCAUAUGUCAUAUGUUAGAAAUUGUUAGAGAUGCAAGAAAAUAUGUUUUUUAAGCCAUAUUUUGUAUUUCUCAUGAUUGUAGCUUUUUAGUGAUGUUUUAUCAUCUUAUGCUUGGUUAACAAACUCACAAAACUUUGUGAGAUGUUUGUAAAUAUGAUAAAUGAAGUGAAAUGAAUUUA